This is a messenger RNA of Paramuricea clavata, 19687 nucleotides long. The record is from the annotation of a GenBank genome assembly. Lineage: Eukaryota; Metazoa; Cnidaria; Anthozoa; Malacalcyonacea; Plexauridae.
CUGAACUUGUAAUAACAGUUGCCUGGUCAAUGCAAUCCAAGACCUGUACUAAAUGCGAGUUGUUGGCCAAUGCACUCCAAGACCUGUACUAAUAAAUGCAUUGUGCAUGACUGACCUGGAAUAAAACCGUGCUGAUUGUUACUAACGUAUUGAAGAAAAUGGUCUCUUGUUUUGACUGGUACACAACAUUCGAGAAGUUUUGAAAUACUUGACAAAAGAGAGAUUGUUUGAGACAUGAUCACGCUUGCCCUUUUUGAAUACUGGUACAAUGUUGCUAGUCUUUAUCGGUUAAAUCAUCCUAGCCUUAGGCUACUUGACAAUUUGUAUAUUUCUUUCGUUUCAACAGAUAUUUUUGUUGACUUUUAUAAUCCUGUAUGUGGUUUCUUAUUGUCUAAUCAAUAUAUUCCGUCAAAGAAGAGAUGACAUUGCCCAAGGUAAGAACAUAAUAUAGGACAUUAUUUCAUAGACAGCAUAAUUAUUAAUUAUAUAAAUACAAUGGGUUGUCUACGAUUAGAGUCAUGCAGUGGUGGAGACUAGGAAUGUUCGGUAUGAGAAAUUUCCAGUAUCUGUAUAUACCAAAACAAUUAUACUGAUAUUAUCGGUAAACCGGUUUUCCUUUGAUAAUUAUAAAGGAAAAUUCUUUAAUGGAAAUUUGAAGGAAAUUUUGAGUAAUUCUAAAAGGGAAACGAUAAUUUCGAAGCUGUUUCGAACGACACAUACUCAGUGUAAAAUCUCAUGAAGUGGAAAUUCUAAAUCAUUGCAGUAGAAAGUUCUUUGAAUUGCCAUUCAGUAGUAAAAUAAAGGUUAUGGUUUCGCCAUAUAGUUGGUAAAUUUAACACGAUAUACCAAAAAAUUACGGUAUAUCAGAAAUUUUGGUAUAUCGAUAUGGUUGAAUAUCCGGUAUCGAUAUACCGAUAUUGAUUUAAUACCGAUAUUUUCGAUAUAUCGGUAUACCGAACAGUCCUAGUGGAGACUUUAACAGACCUUCCAAGUUUCCCGCAAUUACCAUGAAAUUCCCGCAUUUUUGUUUGCUAUCACGCAUGAAGUGACUUUCUUCCCGCAUUUUUAAACUUAACUUGUUGAAGUUUCUUCCUGUGGAGCAAUUACUCCCAUUUCUUUUCAUUUGCACAAUGUUCAAUGCAUUCUUUUUGCCAAUGCCAGUGCCCAGAAGUCUUGAAAGUGUGUGUCUCAAUCACACAUCAAAAUUUUUAUUAAAAAUUAAAAACAUAAAAUUUUUCAAAACUUGACAGGUCUGCUUUUAAUACUUCGAUGGUUGAAAAAUUGUUGUUACAACUUUGUUACAGCCAUCAUUCAAAGCUGUUAGAAAUUAUUGGGGGCUAGUUGCCCCUCCCCUGCCGCCCAGUGUCCGCCACUGGUUACAGUAAAGGUUACCAGUUUGGUAGUAUGAUAAAUUUUAUUUUUGAUAGGCUAUUGAUAUUAAAAAUUGUCACUUAUCAGACUAGUAUUUAUUAUUUCAAUUUAUAAUUUUUGUAUCUGCACGUAGCGCUAGCUACUAUGCUAUCGAGUUGUGUGUGUGUGCGUUACACACUCAGGCCGACUAGUUAGGGCUGUACACCUGCGAACAGGCCGUAAACUGAAACAAAACAAAUAUGGCAGCUUUCUACAGGGUGACGAGGCAUUGGGGGAAACAUUAAUGGCAAUGUUGUUAAUGUACCAGCAAAUAUAACAAAUACUGUUAGCAUGUUACCACAACUGUCAAUUGAAACUGGAACCAUAAAAGUGAACUUAAAGAGAAGAUUACAAUAUAAAAGUUCAGCUUUAAAUGUAUAAAGACCUCACAAGUACGUAGUACAAGCUGCACAAUAGGUUGUUGAUAACACUAUAACAGUAACCUUUAUAGGGAAGAAGGUAUAACUUUUAAUAAUAUGUGGCUUCAAAGUAGUCCCAACAUUGUAUUAACUGCUGAUGACAUCAUGACAAUGAUGUGGAAAAUACUAUAAAUGACCUAGCUACCACAAAUAGACAUGCAGUAUUAAAUGUCAAUAAGACACAGUUACUACCUGAUGAUGAGCCAAGUGAUGAGCAGUGGAGUGAAGAUGAGGCAGAAAUACCUGCUGAAGUCACUGAAACUAUGUUAACUGCUCCAGACUUUCUUUCAGACAGUUGAUUGCGGUAGAGAAGACACUGCAAUCUGAACAUUCUUUGUCAUAUCAUCAAAUAUAAAUAUUGUAUAUAUUAGAACGUUGAUAAUUGUAGUCACUGUUCUCGCGUUAAUACCAGCAGCAUUGCUGAUGGGAUUUUUAACAGUUUAAAUACAGUCUUUAUUAUUAUUAUUAUUAAAUGUUUACUCAAUAAUUGUGAAUGAAUUUUUUUCCAUAGAAACCAUGCAAUUCCUUUGCGCAGAUACAUGUACUGCUAGCGUACCUAUUUUUAUAUACUAUAACAUUUCUGCAAAAGAUAUUGAUUAUUAUUUUGAAAAUUUCCAAAUUUCAUAUUUUCAAUUUCUUAUUUAAUGUUGAUAACACAGGAUGAUGGUUGUCUAAUUUGCCCGAGGCAGAGGCUCGUCAUACACAUACUCCACGACUAAGGCCAAGGGUUCCUCUGGUUUUCUUCCCUCACCAAAACCACGCAUAGAAAAAUGCUCUAAGUGCAGGAGAGAACCAUCCAAACUUUACUUUUCCUUGAUCUGGGUCGUGUUUUGGUCAUUUGUACAAACGCUGCUGUUUCAUUAAGGGUAUUGUAGAUGGAAAUUGUCGAGUGGAAAUUUAUAUGCAUUUACAGUUGUAUUAGACCUAACCAGGAACAGCGGCGAAAAAUGCAACUCUACGCCCCUGGCAGGAAUCGAACCUGCGGCUGCGAUUCCGGUGCAGCGCUCUAACCAACUGAGCUACAGAGGACAGUUGUCGAGCUCUAACCACAAGUUCAUGUAUAUGUAUAUACUAGGGUACUGCCAUGUUGGGUUAUGGGUAAAUAUCAAGAUUUUGUUGGCAUCUCACUCGAUUGAAUAAUAGUUGAAGGGUAUUGAAGGAAAGUUAUAUACAUUUAUUAGACCUAACUGGUCAGGAACAGCUGUGAAAAAUGUAACUCUGCCAGAGAUCUAAAGUUGCAUUUUUCGCAGCUGUUCCUGGCUAGGUCUAAUAAACGUAUAUAAAUUUCCACUUGAUAAUUCCCAUCUACAAGACCCUUCAACUCAUUAUUAAAUCGAGUGAGAUGCCAACAAAAUCUUGAUAUUUACCCAUAACCUAACAUGGCAGUACCCUAGCACAUAUACAUGAACUUAUGGGUAAAGCUCGACAACUGGCUUCUUUAGCUCAGUUGGUUAGAGCGCUGCACCGGAAUCGCAGGGCCGUAGGUUCGAUUCCUGCCAUGCAAGGACCUAAAGUUGCAUUUUUCGCAACUGUUCCUGGUUAGGUCUAACAAAUGUAUAUAAAUUUCCACUCGAUAAUUUCCAUCUACAAUACCCUUCAACUAAUAUUCAAUCGAGUGAGAUUCUUGAUAUUUACACAUAACCUAUAUACAUGGCAGUACCCUAGUAUAUAUACAGUAUAUGAACUUGUUGUUAGAGCUUGACAACUGGCUUCUGUAGCUCAGUUGGUUAGAGCGGUGCAACGUACAGUAAUCGCAGGGCCGCAGGUUCAAUUCCUGCCAGGAACCUAUAUAAAUUUCCACUCGAUAAUUUACUUUUCCUUACAUCAACACAACAGCUGGGCUGCAUGAAGUCUCAGCUCAGGCAGAAAAUUAUCAAUAUACAAUAUACGUACUUCUCGUCAGUAUAUUGUAUAUUGAUAAUUCAGUACUAUAUAACCAUUAAGAACAAGUCUCAAACUUGAAAGUUAGUUACAACCUGUUCGUGUGCAUAAUAUACGUGUUGCUAUACUCUGGUCCAUGUGAUUAAUCCGUUAAAGCAGAGUAAAAUAAUAAAGCUAGGGUGCAUUGGCACCUAAAGAGUUAAAUGUUGUUUUGUAGAUAUUGAAGAUGACUGGGUUUACCGGAUUUCGUAAGUAAACUUUGAACUAAGAUACUGCAUUUAUUUAAUUUAUUUUAUAAAUAUAAACUUGAACGAACAAAAUUGCAUACAGGGUGGAAGUUGUUUACAGUAGGCGUGUGUCUUUAAUGUGCAUGCUGCCGUUCGAGAGCUGCCUCCUCCGCAGGCCCUCGUUGUGUCAUGGGAAGGUCACGAUUUCGAGAGGGCCUGCGGAAUUUUGUAAAAUGAAUAAAUGUUGUUUUGAGAAGGCAGUUUUAUUCGUGCAACGUUGGUGUGGACAACAAACCUUAUCGUUAAAAAAUGCUUCCUUCCACGUCCUAAGAGUCGGCAGUUUAAUUUACAAGUUUCACACCGCUUUUUUAUAUCUGUUUAUAUUCAAGAUUAUGUAGAAAUUUACUUGCUGACGUGACGCCGGCGCCAUUUUUUUUACAAGAUUCCGCAGGUCCUCGCCAGAUCGUGACCUUCCCAUGACGCAACGAGGGCCUGCGGAGGAGGCAGGUUCGAGAUUUUGGUGCUAAGGCCUGGUCGCACUACACAACGAUAACGACCCGAUAACUUGUAUACGCGCGCUGACUGGUCAAAAAUUUAUCGUUAUCGUUUGACUGAAAAAAAAUCGCUGGGGGUGAACGAUUUUAAAAUCGUUUUCGUCUGACGAUAAUUUUAUCGUUUUCGUUGUAGUGUGGACACGAACAUAAUUUUUUUCACCAAUCAUCUCGUGUUUACAAGUUAUCGUAUCGUUAUCGUUGUGUAAUGUGUCCUGGGCUUAAAUAAAGCAUGCAAAUCAUUGUUUCAAACUUGUCGAAACUAAAAAGUUACAAUGUCCAAGAUGUUAGAAUCGCGGGGCGGUUGUUCAAAAGCCGGUUAGCUUAAUCCUGGGUUAACUAAAAACAUCAAAGCAAACUUCCCAGCAGUUUGUUCACAAACGUGGAAAUAUUUUUCCUGAAAUCUAUUCUGGAUCAAUAUAGAACUGUUAUUUUCUGAAGUUUUGAAAUGAACAGACAUGUAGAAAUGCACAAAUCAAAACAGCGGGUUAAGUUAGCGACAAUCAAUACUCAUGCCCAUGCAACCUCGUACCUAAGGUCUUUCCUCUUGGGGAGCAAAGACCCCGGUAGACGCUGGUCACGUGAUCUACUAAAAUCUGGCAGAUUUCUAAUUAACUAUCUUGGUUUUCUUUACGACAAUCAUACAAAAUGCAAAUUAUAAAUUAAACUAUCAAAACAAUCCAAAUAUCAAAUGUUUAUUGACCUGAUCUUGGAUUGCUAAUUAAAAAUCUGCUAGAUUUUAGCAGAUCACGUGACCAGCGCCUACCAGGGUCUUUGCUCCCCAAGAGGAAAGUCCCUGGGUACGAGGUUGAUGCCCAUGCAUGGUAUAGUACGGUACGGUAUGGUAAUUGGCAUAGCAUUGUGUGUUAUAGUAACCCAGAUAAUAUAAAUACAAAAGCAAUUUAUACCUUUUAGAUUAUGGCUGUGUACUUUCACCCUAAGUGUGUCAAUUGGUGCUGCAUUAUUGCUGCCAGUUUCCAUUGUAAGCAAUGAACUUCUGUUGAUGUACCAAAGCAGUUAUUACGUGAAAUGGUUAAAUAGUUCUCUUAUUCAUGGUAUGUACAUUUCUGCUUGAACUAUUCAGCAAGUGACGUCACAACACCAUAAUUCGACGUAAUUGUUUGACUUUCGUCAUUUUGGGUGUCAGUGCGCCCAAAAUCACUUGAUUUCUUAGCGUGACGUAAUGUUCCCGCGUGACUGCAAGAUCUGAAUAUGUAUCAAUGAUACUCGUUAAUAUUAGAAUGUUAGAUCGCAGGGCCGUUGGUUCAAUUCCUACCAGAGGACCUUGUGCUGCAUUUUUCGCAGUCGUUCCUAGUCAGGUCUUAAAAUGUAUAUAUACUCACUUGGAUUACAAACUCUAACAUUCUAAUAUUAAUUCCACCAAGUGAAGUGCAAGGAACCUACUCAUUAAUAUGCCUUGCGAGCGGCAAUUUUAACAUUAAAAUUCGAAAACCAUAAUAACUUCUACGUGUUCGUAGAUCUGUAGUUGAAAUUUAUUCCCUGUCUCUCCAUGUAGGGUUUUGAAUUUAAUUUUUUUUGGUAACAUGCAUCAUUCUACAAUAGUCGCAGUUUUUUCACGAAACAUUCAUUGGGAAAAUCUGUGUCACAUUAAGUCAAGAAUAUUUAUUACAAAUCACAAUCAUUUACAGUAUGCAUGACAACAUCAACUCUGUUGUAUUCGUUGCUUCAAUAUCAAUUCAACCCUAACCUACAUUAGAAUGGAAAAGUAAUUGUACGUAUGGAGUGUUCAGCCAUGAUUCAACUGUUUGUAAAUCAAGAUGAACUUAAUCAAGGUGUAUUUCUACGUGUUCGUAAAUCUGUAGUUGAAAUUGAUUCCCUGUCUCUCCAUAUAGGGUUUUGGAAUUUAAUUUUUCUUGGUUCUUAUUUGUCAUUGUUCGUUGCCAUUCCGUUUGCAUACUUUUUUAUCGAGUCUGAAGGUUUUGCUGGAUCAAAAAAGGUAACAAGUUUUUCUAUAUGUAAUGUAUACAUAGUUCGAGACGGUUGUGUCCAACACAGAUCACAAGCUUCAUCGUCUGCUACCGCCCCAAAACAUUCCAUUAAAUUGCCUAAGAAGACAGCUUCCAUUGAUUGUCCGACUACCCGAACUAAUUGUUUUGGGAAUUAACUCUUUUAUUUUUUCCAUGACAAGGAAGUAGAUACGAACUAUACGAUGUAUUUUAAGAUCUUAUUUCAGCCAUAGUAGGCUGCGAUGUAUAAUUCUAUUAAAGUAUCUAACUAUACCUAACUGUCUAACGAAUUAACUAUACAUUGUCAAUUUUUGAAUAUGACUGCGUCCUUGAAAUUGAAAUGUAAGCAUUGUAUAUUGUGUGUUGUUUUUAGGGUAUCAAAGCAAGAAUAUAUGAAACUUUUGUUGUGCUGGGGCUGCUUGUUAUUGUUGUGACAAGUAUUGUUUGGGUUGCGUUGGGAAUUGUUAACAGUGAAUAUGUAUUUGGUCCCGAGAAUGAAGAUGGUAAGUUGUAAAUGUAAUAGUUAUUUCAUAUCGUACUUAGUAGUUAAUUUUUGGCAGUAAGAUUUUUAUAUGGCACUAUUCUGGUAGAAAUAUAUUCUGUUGGCAGUUUGGACCGCAUGGUGGUGUUGGCUCGAGAAGUCCUAAGCGUGGCCGUGGAGGGAAGAUUUCAAGGCCAGGGACAUGCAAGCCUCUCCCGGACUAUUUUGAAACAUAUUAUUGUAAUUGUAUUAAUUUCUUCCGACUUGGGAGGAACAGUUAACUUUAUAGAUUUCUGAAGCGAAGAAUAUAAAACAUAAUUUUGGUCAAGAAAGGUUUUAAUUUUUAUCUAGGCUCAGCACACCUCUAAGGGGUCUUUAUACAAGCUAAUUUUUCUCGGCCUUGUUGCAUUGAUUUGGCCACUGAGAAUUUUUGCCAAGUUCAGAGCAAAAUUUUCUCUCGGCUCUAAUGAUGUCGUGGUUUAAACGGCAAUUACGUUGCUGCAUUUGAGAGAGAAAGGAAAUCUGAACUUCAAAAAUGGUUAACAGGAAGCCCAAAGCCCCAACUUUAGAGAGGGGGUUUCUUUCAAUUUUGAUGUCUUUCAAAAGUGGGGUGUCUAAGUUACAGUAAUUAUAAUCUGAUUUCAUAGAUAUUUUUCAUUCUAUAGGUUUGUGGUUACCAUAUUUACCCUUUAUUUAUUCUUGUAUUUCGUGUAUUGGCGUUUUCUCUUUGUUAAGUAAGUACAUAUGCAGUACUCAUUGUAGACUUGGUUCAAGUCCGUCUUUCAAGAGGUUGAGUGUCCGUCUUUCAAGAGAGUCGGAGAGACGGACUUGGGAAAUUUGCCAGCGCGCCAAAAUUUGCCGUCGGAUUUUUCCUACGGAGGCGUGGCUUGCGAGUUGACAACAACAACAACAACAACAACAACAACAACAACAACAACAACAACAACAACAACAACAACAACAACAACAACAACAACAACAACAACAAAUUUUCGCGUAACUUUCGAAAUGCUGAAAAUGUCCCAAGUCCCUCUCUCCCUACUUUUUUUCCAGGAUGGACUUGGACCAAGACUAUACUCAUUGUACAAAAGACCUUUUCCAAAAUAGCUUCACAACCUCAUUCCAGCCCUUUUUGCGCGAUCUUAAAGCCUAACGUCUCAAUCACGAAAUCUAAGCCAAGGUGACGUACUUUCCGUAAGCGUGUAUUAUUCCAUGGCGCUAUACGUCCUAAUGUGCCCUAGUCAGCCCUUGCAAGUGACGUCAUAAUACAUUCAUUCGACUUCCGCUGUUUGAGGUGGCAAAUGUUUAGAGCUCAAUAAAAACAUAGUUCACACAGCAUCCAUUUGCCGUCAAAAUUUCACAGCUUCACUUUGGUAGAGCUCCAGUUUAUCGCUUUUAUUUACCCUGCUUAAUACGAAUUUAGAAAGGCAAAUUUUUGGCAAAUUUAGACAGUCGUUUCCUUUGCUGUCCGUUAUUUUUGCUACCCAAAUUCGUGUGAUUUCUUAAUUUAAUUUUAAUUUAAUUUUUAUUUUAUAAACUUUGCCGAUGAAACAGUACAUUACAUAACAGGACAAAAACAAACGUACAUAAUGAAAUACAGUACAUGACCACGGCUGGGUGACCGCAACAGCGAAUAGCCAAUUACUGCGGGCCCGAGCAAUUUUAUAGGCCCAUUUCUUAGCUUAGCGUGACGUAAUCUUCCCGCGUGACUGCAAGACCCGAAUACUUUGUUUGGCUACAAUUACAAUGUUUCUCGUGUUUGUUUUAGUUUUCACUCCAGUUGGAUUGACCCGAAUGUUCACCGUACUUGAAAAGUAUGUUGUGAAACCUCAGGUAUAAAACAUAAUAUGGUCAUUAAAGAGUCAUUGUCAACCACAAUGCAUUUGUUUACAUCUUACCUUUGGAAGUGACAAAUAGCAACAAAUGACGAUUAUAUAAACAUUUCUUUGGUGCAAUUUUAGUAUAAAAAAGUUAAAAUGAGCAAAUUUAACCCUAGGAUGGUAGUAAUAUAUUAUGGAUUGAAAACGAAACAUCUAUUAUUCCGCCAUUAAAAUGGCCGCCAACGGCAGGGUUGGGAGCACAAUGCAUUGUGGUUGACAAUGACUCUUUAACCCUUUAAGUGGCAAUGCACCCUGAUGCGCCUUUUACCUUAGUAUUUUACUCUGUCUAACGCCAGACGAUUUUACUCGUCAAGCGAAGAGUGCUGCCACUUAAUGGGUUAACUCAGAACUUAUGCCAGUGCCUUGUAGGAGGGUUCGUACAAAACUUGAAAGUCCUUGAAUUUAAGAACAAAAAUUCAACCCCUCAAAAAUCCUUGAAUUUAAAAGUGCUUGAAAGUCCUUAAAUUCUUUAUUUUCUGCACAUCCUCUUAAAUUAUUUGACAUUAAAUAACGGACAUAUUGUUGAAUUGAUCGUGCUCAUGUCUUUACAAAGCUUGUUUGAAAUUCAGUAUAGUUGUCAUUUGAACAGUUUGACGUCACUUUCAGUUUUAACUCAUUUCUAGCGCCUUCUUUUCAGCCCUUUAGUCCUUGAAUUUCCUGAUACAUGAAAGUCCAUGAAAAUUCCUUCCUUGUACGAAUCCUGAUGUACAGUAGGCAUAUACAAACAUGACGUUUCAUCAACACCACAAAUUCAGUCUUGAUUAGUAUACAGCACUAAAUUCUGAAAUUAUACUUUCUUUGUUAUCAGUUUCUUAGUGAUAUCGAUGCGGAAUUGUAUAUCAUAAAGAUGGAGAGGCAGAUAAUCAAUAAAAAAAUGAAGCAAACUGUAAGAAAACGAUCAACAGGUGUCAUUCCUAAUGGUACAGGUAUGUAAAUAUAUAAGGUGAAGUGUGUUUGGUUUACGAAACAUCUGAGAGUGCUUGAUAGGGUUAAAGCAAGUAGUAUAGGGUAUUAUCCCAUACCUGUGUUAAAAGUGGCUUGCUGAUUGGUUUAGAGCAGGUGAGCUUGUCGUCGAGCUCACCUGCUUUUUGCCCGAACUCACCUGCUUUUCGCCGAACUCACCCGCGAAUUAACAAUGGCGGACAAGAUCUAGAUUUAGCCGAUAAACCUAAACUUUAAAGAACUUUUUUCGGUGACUAACCUGCUGAGACCCUACUGAGACUGAAGAAAAACCAAAGAAAAAAUGCAAUAAAGGUAAUCUAGACGUAUAUUAAGAGCCCAGUGAUUUUUUUGGCCGGAAAAAUGUUGACAAAGCAUCGACGAAUAUAUCGCGAAGAGCUGUAAUAUGUGUAUGGCUCGGUGUAUGGGAUAAAAACCAAACAUACUUGCAGGUUCGGUGAGUCCGGGAUUGGACGCACCUCGGGUGGCUGGAAGUUUCCCGAACUCACCUCGCUUCGCUCGAUGAGUUCGCGAAACUUCCAGCCACCCUUGGUGCAUCCAAUCCCGGACUCACCUCCCUGCAAGUAUGUUUGUUAUAAAGCCAUUGGUGGAGGAUUUUGUAGAUGGAAAUUUCGAGUAGGAGCAGCUGCGAAACACUAGCUCAAUCGAGUGAGAUGCAAAAAAAAAUCCUGAUAUUUACCCAUAAAAUCAUUGGUUGUGAAGGUUUUAAGGCUCUGGUUUUAAGGAAAGCCAAGUUAUAAAAUUGAGUGAUUACAAUGGUCAGAUAGAUCUGAAAACAUGGGGUUGAUAGACGAGAAACCACAUGUGCAAGGAUUGAGUCGCAAACUCGAACAACAAAUUAUUCAUGUCAUGACGUUGAAUGUUUUAGGUAUACAAAAUGGCGGCAGUCGUUCUAACGUUGAUCACGAGGAAUCCUACAAACAAUUAGAUGAAAUGGAACAAGAAAAAAAGAAGCUAGGUUACAGUAAAGUUCUAGUAUUAUCAUUUCACAUGGUAGCAUACUAUAAUUAUUGUGCUAAUUACGCGAUCAGAAUUAGUGGUCAGUUACACUGGCUUUGCGUUUCGUACUCGUUGGCAAUGCUUUUUGAUAAACAUGGUUGCUGACAUGUUUUGCUCACUUGUGUUGCUACUAGUGUUGCAACCAUGUUCUAAUUGAAUUCUUUCAGUCUCUAUUUUUACCUCGUCCGUAUGUGCAUGUAUGUCGGUCAGUCAGUUGGUGUGUCAUUCUUUCAGCAAACCAGGUUCCCAGUUGUUGUAGGCUACGAAAACUGCUGCUUUAUAGAGUAUUGAACGGCUAGUCACGAGUAAAUCGAUAUGUCAGUCGGCCCACCAGUCUUCUUCAGUCUUCAUCCACCAGUCUUUAUCAAUCAUACUAGGAACUCGAGCAUGAUUGAUACUCCUUUAUACAGAACAGCGACUGGGCAACGAUCUUUCAAAUUCAGAAUGGCCACAAUUUGGAAUGGACCAUUUGCAUUAUAGACUAAAUUUUGAUCUCAACAAGUCUAGACAAAAAUUUCAUCACAGCUUGAAGGAGCAUCACAAAAUUAGUAAUAUUCCAAAGUUUCGUUGCGAAAUGUUGUAAAAUGCGGAUAAUAUAGCCUUGCGAAGUUUGCCGUUUUUCAGUCAGUUUCUAUUACAAACGGGAAAUUGACAGCCCCAAAGGGUAUUGGGCUGUCAAUUUCCCCCGCGUAAUGCAAAAUGACUGAAAAACGGCAAACUUUGCAAGGCUAUAUUAUCCGCAUUUUACAACAUUUCGCAACGAAACUUUGGAGUAUUACUAAUUUUGCGAUGCUCUUUCAAGCUGUGAUGAAAUGUUUGUCUAGACUUGUUUAGAUCAAAAUUUAGUCUAUAAUGCAAAUGGUCCAUUCCUUAAAACCAGAACUUAGGACCUGCGAAACAACGAAAGACUUGUAGAAACAUUUAGGACCAAUCUUAAGAAAUCUUGAUGUAAAUAGCAUAUAUAUUUGUGUGUGUGUUGUUAUGUGUAUGUGUGUGUGUCUAUUAUUAUGGUGUAUAAAUAAUUUAGAUAAUUUUAUAUGUAAUAUUUCGCUGAAAAGCCUUUUAAGGGAUGUGAAAUAAAAAUACAAUACAAUACAAUCUCACUAUGUAUCUCAUUAUGUAUGCAGAAUCGGGUGGAUAUGAAAACACAAUGAUAUAACCACCCGAAUCUGCAUACAUAAUGAGCUACAGGAUAACUCGCUUGAUAGCAGAGUCAGACGAAUUUUUAAGUGAAUACAUCUAUUUGUUGGGUUGGCUAUGGUUUUAUGUUGUAUUGCGUUGCCGAUAACUCUCCCAGCCAGCAACAUUGAAAUCGGCGAGGCGGGUUUUAGAUGUUAUUUUCGCAAUUGUUUACGAAAAUAACCUUCCAAUCUAAGUGUCCCACCUUUCAAUCUCACUGAUUGUAGUCAGUGGACUUUGUUGACACAUUGUCAUUAUUGUACAAUUAUAUAUUUCCUAUUAGAGCGUCGCCGUGAUGCGUCGUCGUGGCAAAGAAACUUGGUUUAUCCACUGUGCUUUUUGGUGCUUCUACUGCUUACUGUAAGUGUAAAUAAUGUAGUUUAUGGUGCUUUGACUGUAUGUUGACGUCAUCUGAAAAUCAAGCAAUCAGACCAAUGACGGCACUAGAUGAAGUGAGGCGCAAAAGAGGCAACUGACCGCCUCCUUAGCUCACAAUAGUUUCUUUAAACGAUAGUGGAGUAACAAUAAAAGCCUGAUAAUGUAUCAUUUUAGCAAUUUUGCUUAUGUUUGAGACUGAAGGCCUGACAUGCAUUUGCAACUGACGGUGGGAAAUAUGUUGCCAAUCUUGAUUUGCACUGACUAUAUAUAGCCUGCAAAACAGGCAUUUUGGUUGAGCCUGCCUGAAUACCCAGGCUACACUGUCUAUAUAUUUCGUGUAUAAUGUAUUGUAUAAGUGUAUCUUUCUGCGGGUUAAAAGUGGUACUAUACGUUUUCUCAUGAUCAAUAACAAUUUCUUUAAACAGUUCAGAUCCUAAACAAAUAUAAUUUUAUCUUUUUUGCAGGGAAACUACCUGUAUUUUGCUUCCGAUUCAGCGUUUAUUUAUUUUUAACAGGCAAUUUCCAUGGCAAUGGUUGCUUUGAACUUUUUGAGCUUACUUUUUGUGGACGAGGCUUUACCUAUGAGAGCUUCAGUAAGUGAAGAUUUUUGCUGGGAGAACUACUACUUGAAAUUAUUAAUUCAAAGUUUAAAUUUAGCAUUUGGUCGAAAAAACUGAUAUUUGGUCGGAAAUGUCCUUUAUUGUUGUCUAUGGUAUAAAGUAUUGACUUGAUUUACUUUGGCUUGGGGUCGAAGUGAAGGCCUGGCCCUGGAGUAAAAAAGAAAUCGAAAAUUUGACUACUCGGACAUUUUUCCGGACAACUUUUGAACGUUAACGGCACAGUUCAGCCUUUUGAAUGAUGGUUUUUAAGGCGCAUUUCAACCCUUUUAAUUGACAAAAACUAACUAGGAAAAUCAAUUAUACAUAAUUCAAGAUCAGUAAACUCAAUGUUUUUAACAAUAAAAAUUUUAUUUAUUUAUUUAUUCAUUUUGUCACGCACAUAAAAGAUAUACAUUUACAUAGGGAUAUAACAAUAACAAUAACUAGAAAAUGCUGUGACAGGAGAAGAAAACAGAAACUAAUCAAUCAAUCAAUUUUAUUGAGCACCAUUAUUUCAAUUAUGUUAUUUACAUUAAAUAUUUGGAUCCUGAUUUAGGUGCCAGCUAGCAGCAGUAACCAUUAGGUUAAACGAGGCAGCUAGCUUAAUAAAUAAAUAAUAUAUUUCCAUUUCAAAUUAAUUUUAAUUAAAGCACAGAUGUAUAACUUGAAGGUCAAAAAUUGUUCAUAUAUAAAGAAGUAGUUCACUAUUACUAGUACCUUGCUUAUAACUAUUCAAAAAAAGAGAAAAAACAAAAAGAAGAGAAAAAACAAAGGGAAGAGAAAAAAAGAAAAUCUUGUUCAAAUAUAAUUGCAUGUAAUUAUUAAUUUUGUAUUUUCAAUUUUGUUUUGUUAGUUUUGACAAUCAUUCCUUGUAUUUUUGCAGUAGGAAUUUUUUUAACUUCAGCUUUAAAUUUUGAUUGUUUAAGUUUCUUUAUUUCAUCAUCAAUUUCAUUCCAUACCUUUACGCCCGAAAAGCGUAUAUUAAAUUUUCCAUAUUUGGUUCUUAUCUUUGGAAUAGAAUAAGUCAAUCUUGAAGCAAAUCUGGUAUUAUGAUUAUGUUUUUCUUUUACAGAAGUAAAAAAAGUGUGAAAUAUUUCUGGCAAGUUUCCAUUAUAGAAAUCAUGCAUAAAUGCUGCAUUCCAAUAGAAGACAAGAUCAUGCAUCUUCAAUAUAUUUAAUUUUAUAAAUAAAGGAUCUGUAUGGUCAUUAAAAUUUGAAAAGGUCAUUAACCUAACUAUUUUUCUGGUUUGACAAUGACUUUGAAAUAGAGUCGAACUAUCACCGCAAAAUUGUUGUCUUGUGUUAUAGCUCGUAUCUUGAGUUUACAAGAUGUUAUUCUUCGGAGUAUGUUUUUUCUUGUAUUCUAACUAUUUUUUCUGCAAAAUAAACAAAGGAUCGAUAGAUGAAGCAUAGGUGUUUCCCCAAACCAUUAGUGCAUACAAUAUGUUAGAAAUGGGUAAAUAAGGGAAUAAUAAAGGUUCAUGAGUACAUCAAUACUAACAAAAUGCCUUAUUUUGGAUAUUGCACCUAUAUUGCGUUUAACCUUUUUCGAUAUAAUUGACACAUGCGAUUUCCAAUUUAAAUGACAGUCAAUUGCUACACCCAAGUAGGCUAAGUGGUACUAAAUUCUCGUUUAAGUAUUUGAUUAUUUAAGAAGACUUUAAUUUCGUAGUUAAACUUUCUCUGAACCGAGUGAAAUAUGAUAUAGUUUGAUUUUUCAAUAUUUAAGGACAAUUUAUUAGCACAAAGCCAACGAUAAACUUCUGAUAGUUGAGCGUUAACCCUUGUUUCCAGCCUUGACAAACUCUUAUCGGAACAGAAGAGAUUUGAGUCAUCAGCAAAAAGGUGAAUAUCAAGAUCACUAGUAGUGUUUUUCAUAUCAUUAAUAUAUUAUUAAAAGAAAAAGUAGAGGGCCAAGAGCAGAACCUUGUGGCAUCCCACAGGUAACAUCUAGUAAUCCUGAUGAGACACCUCCUAUUGAAACAAAUUGUUUUCUAUUAUAUAAAUAUGACUUAAACCAGUCAUAUACUAUACCUAUAAAUCCAUAAUGCUCAAGUUUUUGUGACAGAAUAGAAUGAUUAACUGUAUCAAAGGCCUUAGAUACAUCUAAGAAAAUACCACACGAGUAGUGACCAUUUUCAACAGCUGUUUGUAUCUGAUCAGUAAUCGAAAGUGUUGCAUGUAAUGUAGAAUGUUUUGCACGAAAGCCGAAUUGCUUAUUGUAUAAGAUAUUGUGUUUUUCAAUGAAACAACUAAUUCUAUUAAAAACAAGUUUUCUAACAAUUUAUUGAAAAUUGAUAGCAAAGAAGUCGGACGAUAAUUAUUACAAUGCAUAGUUGAACCUUUUUUGUGUACAGGAAUUACCCUGGCUAAAUUCCAAUUGAUAUUCGACCCCUUAACAAUUAAUGGAUAACGAGACGUACUAAUACAAUUAUGUACGAACAUAUCACAGAUUACAUGCACCUUAACAUAUAGGAUACUGUACAACGAAUUUUAGAGUAAAAAUGUUUUAAAAUGUUAAAAACAUUAAGUUUGCUGAUCUUGAAUUAUGCUUAAUUGAUUUUCCUUGUUAGUUUUUUCAAUUAAAAGGGCUGAAAUGCGCCUUAAAAACCAUCAUUCAAAAGGCUGAACUGUGCCUUUAAUUCAGGCUCUGUAUCAGCUAAUCGAACGACGAACAAUGGGCCUGGACUAUAGCUGAAACGUUUUAACUAGUACUUAAUAAUGACUAGCACAUGACCAAAAAAACGUGGGAACAAAAUCAAAUACAUUUCAUUAAUCUUAAUGAGAAAAUGGAUGUCACUUGAACAACGAAAGUGUCCACCAUUUCCCAUCGUGUAUUUUAAUUAUAAAUAUGUAUGUAUAUAAGUAUAUUAUAUCUAAUAUGGUUGUUCAGUGCAUAAUAAGGCAAAUAAUUCAUUGUUGUUAUCAUUAUUUUAAGAAAGUUGUGAUUGGGAAAGUUUCGUCCUCAAUCAUGGGAAAAUUUGGAGCAGUCUUGGAGAUCAUACUUAUUUUGUAUCCUUUACAUAGAUACAGUAGACAGUUUCAAACACGCUGACCCUGUCAACCGAAGCUGAUUUCCACGAGGGGCGUGUACGUGCAAAAGUGUUUUAAAAUUACAGCGAUGUAAUUUUAGAACACUUAAGGCUGCAGUGAUUACAUUGGUUGAUAUAUAAAGGCACAGUUCAGGCUUUUGAAUGCGGGUGAAUUUGUUCAUUUGUUGUUGUCGUUGGGACUGCAAUAAUUGGCCAUUUGCUGUUGCGGUAACCCUGUCACAUAUUAUAUUUGUAAUUCUGACGUAGCUAACAAAUUGAAAUUGAAGAUGAUGUAGUAUUAUAAUGCAUAUUAUAUUGCUUACCUUCUCGUUGUACUAUUUUAUGGCAGUAAAAUAUCAACAGCUUCGAGAAAGCGUACAAUUUAGUCCAAUACAUGUUUCAACGUGAAAUUGGACUGCGACCAAAUAGUCGAUCUUUUGUUUGAAUUUUUCCUUAAUAUAUCUUAGGAAGCGUUCACCGUAGAAAUACUCACAAACUUAAUUGAAGAAAGUAAUGAUUUUUUCAAAAUUGCAUGUUGUGCGCAUCGUCGCAUCGUAUUAAGACCAUCAUUCAAAGGUCAUGCUGUGUCUUCAAUCUCGGGGGAUAUAGUAAUACUGGCAAACGUUAUCCUAAAGGGCAUACACAUAUUGUACAGAUACUGGUGCAUCAAACAAUGUAGCCUAGGCUAAUUUGCCAUUAAUUCAUCGCAUGUACUGUUUUCAUUUCUUAACCACUAUCAGCUAUCUCAUGGCUGCAUCAUUAAUGGGAUUUUAUAGUCUUCCCUGGUUUGCAAAGCUUACACCAAUUGUAAAAAAUACACCUAUGACACAGGUACUGUAGUGUUAAAGGGCAUGCAAUAUAAAUUGAAAGAACAUUUGAAAUUAUGUAUAAACUUCCUUUACAAUUAUUCCGUAUCUUGCUUGGUUUUCGAAAUAAAUCGACUUAUUUUGAUCAAAAGCAGCGUGUAUUCCGCCAUCUUGGAUAUGCAUUCGAUAUGCAUACGUCACAAGUAGGGUAAAGAGCGAAAUUUUUAUCUUGCCAACCACAUGUCAUUAUCAAUAUGAAACUCGAUUUUCCGAAGUCCUUUUAGUACUCAAUUAACUCACAACAUUUUAAGAAAUUUUUCGAAGAAAUUUUAAUAGUCCCACAUGAAGAAGUUUUAACAAGUUUAUCCUGCUUCUGACGUCAUCAAAAACUCAGUUAAUUUACCAAGGUGGCGGACUGCACACUGUUUUUGGUAAAAGUAUUUUGAAAACCAAGCAAGGUACGAAAAUUUCUUUCUUCUUUCUUCAUAUAUAACUUUAAAAGUUCUUUCGAAUAAGACAAAGUUAAUUUUUAUUGCCAUAUCCCUUUAAGGCAGUGUGUUACGGAAACAGAAGUAACUUAUUUUAAAUGGGAAUGUUUCUAGCAAUCAAUUGUUCCUGGUUCGGACCAUCGUUAGGAAUUCAUCAGGGAUGGAUCCAGCCAAAUCUGUGUGUGUGUGAUCAUCGACCCAUAGUCAUGGUUUGGGAUGCGACCGUUGACCAAGUUCAUAAUCAAAUGGAGCUUCGCACAGCAGUGGUCCGUAGAUUUGGCGAAACAUUGCCCUUGGGGCAAUGGUGACAUGAUAUUUCCUUUCCAAAUUAACAAAUUGGAUUGGCACCCAAUCAGACGUCGUCAUUCCCAAGAUGUCGAUUUCACGACGUUAGGAAUGUGGUUGCAAUUCCUGAAUGUUCUGACGCAAAUCGUUGAACGUUUUUUUCGAGCGAGAGGAAGGAUCCACGGUUUUGGUAGUAUCUCUUUAUACAAUAAGCAUAAAUGUCGAGCAAUCUACAGCAGAGAACAGUUUACUUCAUUUAAACUUUUUCUAAAUUCACAGGCAGUAAUUGUUACAGUAACGCCCAAAAAAGAUAAAGAAAACAGUUUUUCGGUUUCAUGGUUCUAAUCUAAGGUUCAGAUUUGAUUUCCGUUACCAUUAAGGAACCAUUGACCAAUCAGAUGCAUUUGAACUAUCCGAUUAACCAAUCAGAUGUGUACUAAGCCAGUGAAAAGUAGUGAUAACGGUAGUGGAAGUCAAAUCUGAACCUCUCUAACAAAAGUUCUGGUAAAUAUCCGGCAAACCCGCAAAAUUUCUAUUGGAUGCAGUAUGUCUAUAUACAUGUAUUUUAUCGGUAUCCGAAUUUGGCACAUCCCUAGUUUAAGAUCAUUUUUUUGUUCUUCGCACUUGUAGGUAAUAGCAAAUUGUGUUGUAUUGCUUGUUCUCAGUUCCGCUCUUCCCGUACUGGCAAGAAUGUUAGGUAAGAAUACAUAUAAUGCAGUCUGAUGGCGACUGGAUGCGUUUCAAGAUUUGUUGAUACCCAAUUCACAACUUUAGAUCACAGAAACUCAUAAUAGAACAAAGGAAAUAAGCUCUAGAAUUAUCUACAUGAGUGAAUAACUCUUAUACAUAAUUCUAAUGCUUAGUUACCUUUAUCCUUUUUUAUGCUUCUGUAACUAUAGAACAAUAGUAACUAGGCAUGUGAGUCAUCUACUUUGUGAAUUGGAUAGCGACGAUGUAAGCAACGUUAGCUAAAUUUGUCUAUAGCAGCACAUGGUAACAGACUAUAUACAGUAUAUAGACAGGGUUUUCAGUUUUGUGUGAGGCUCUGGCUAAUGGCGAUGAAGCUAUGGCGAUAGAUAUUAUUUCUACCGAUAGAAUGUACAAAUUUGGGCGAGUACACAUAAUAGAGACGUGACUAAACGUACAAGCUCUGGCGAAUUUGGGUGGGGUUGAAUGAAAAAGUCUAGCGAAAUUCGCCGUUCGCCGGCCUAAACUGAAAACCUUGAUAGACUAUACAUAGUCCGACUCGGCGAAAAGCCCGUAACCGGCCUGCAUGUCCCUAACCCGAACAAGAGGCAUUCACCUACCGAACGUCUAAACACUUUGAAACGCCAUUUUGAAUGUUUUCGGGGGGGGGAACUUCCUCUCCCUAGCGCACUGGCUAGGAACAUGGCCACAGAACAUGGCCGCCGGUUAUCAGUGACAUCAAAGGCGCGGACAAAGAGUUGGACCUAGUCUAUACUCUUUUGAUAUGGUGGUCAACUCGAAAAAAGAAAGGAGUUGUUGAAUUGACUAAUCUGUUCCCUAUGUGUAUUAGACUGUGUAUAUAGAGGGACAGCAGUUUUAGCGAUGUGGAUAUUAAUAUUAACCAAUCUAUUUGGUGACAAAUAUAUGCCAUGGAAACAUUUAUAGCAUGAUUUGUUCGCUCUAAUAGUUAUGGUAAAGAUUACAUUUUGAAGUAGACCACCAUGUGUAGCGCCAUUCCCAAAAGCGAGAACGCCCUUAACUAUGAUCUACAUUUAAUAACCCACAAUAAUUUUGUAUUACAGGAAUCACAACAUUUGAUUUGAUGGGAGAAUUUGGUCGUUUUGAUUGGCUUGGAAACUUACACUUGAUCAUAAUUUACAACUUAUGGUUUGAAGUUGCAACUGCUGUUUGUCUAAUGAAGAAACUAACUGCAGCCGUACGUGAAGCGCUUUUUGAACGCUUUAAAAAACCAUGGAAGAAACUCAAGUCUUUAGUUUGACAAUGCUAAGAGCCUAAGACAUGCACGUUUGUCAUUUGUAUUUAUUGUAAAUAAAACAUUUAAUAUAGUAACUAUAGAAGUGGAAAUAUAUUUUGUUUUAUACUGCAUGAGACAUGUGAUGCAUGUUAAAAUGGUCCUAACACAACUUGAGGAAAUUGAACCAGCAAAGUCAAAUUCAC